AGAAGAAGUUUCUUCACCCCUCCCUCAGCUUCUCCCUCACUCACAGGCAUACGGGGGCCACAUAGCAGCAGGGACAGGAGGCCAGGCUGCAGCUGUUGGCCAUCUGAAACGACCAGACCUCAGUGUCCGCUAUUCAGCCUUGCCAUGAGGGCCCUAAUCCUUAUCACUGCCGCCUUAAUCAGUCUUGCCAGUGGCCAGAACCAGGCCCUGAUGGAUUAUCUGGAGCGCAGGAUGCUGUCCAUCGAGGAACGUAUCUCCCUCUGGCAGGAUCAGACCAACCGGCAAGCCUCUGAGCUUCGAGAAUUCAAACAGCAGGUGUCGGCGCUCCUGGAGAGCAUGGAGAAGCAGAGGGAAGAUCUCCGCUCCGACCUGAGCAGCGUGGUGUCCCGUGUGGAUCGCGUAGAGCGCGAGAUGGACUACCUGGAGACCCAGAACCCCCAACCUCCCUGCAUGGAUGUGGACGAGCAUCUGGUGGAGCAAGAGGUGGCCACUGUGAAGGAGAAGAACAAAGCGAAGUACACCAAGCUCUCAGAUUGCCGUGACAUGAUCUCUAGUAUCAAAGCCAUGAAGAUCUUGAAGAGAGCUGGCAAUGCCAAGGGCAUGUGGACCAAAGACACCUCAACUAGAUCUGGCAAGGUCUACCUCUUCAAUGGAGUUUCCGAGGACACCCUGUAUGAGUUUGCAUCGAUCCGGGACCUGACAGCUUCCUCCAAGUUGUCCAGGGGUAAGCUGAUCAAGCUGCCUUCUUCUUGGGGUGGAACGGGGCACACUGUCUACAAUGGGUUCAUCUACUAUGUGAAGGAAGGUCAGGAACUUCAGGUGAUCAAGUAUGACCUGCGGAACGGAUCGAUAGCCGACAGCGUGGUUUUCCCCGCCGAGAACCCUGUACCGGUCUACAGCCUCACCAGCGAGACCUAUAUCGACCUGGCGGCCGAUGAGGAGGGUCUCUGGGCCCUCUAUGCCACACAGGAGAAUGACCGCAACAUCUGCCUGGCCAAAAUGGACCCCAACACACUGGACAUCGAGCAGAUGUGGGACACACCCUGCCCCCGCGAGAACGCCGAGGCGGCCUUCGUCAUCUGUGGCACCGUCUACGUGGUGUACAACACCAAGCUGCCCAGUCGCUCCAGGGUACAGUGCGUCUAUGAUGUCAAUGACAUGGUCUCCAGCGACAAUGCCCCUCUAGUUUACUUCCCCAAGCGCUACGGCUCGCACUCCAGCCUGAAAUACAACCCGCUUGAACAGCAGAUCUACGCCUGGGAUGAUGGCUAUCAGAUUCUUUACAAGCUGGUCAUGAAGAAAAAACUAGAGGUCUAAGCAUCCAUUGUGAGAUGUACAAGCCCCCAGAAGACAACAUUAGUGACUUUUUGGCAAUAAACUUAGUGCGCCGAUACUCGUACACUGCCUUGCAUCCAUCCAUCCAUUUUCCAAACCACUUAUCCUACUGGGUCGCGGGGGGUCCGGAGCCUAUCCCGGAAACAAUGGGCACGAGGCAGGGAACAACCCAGGAUGGGGGGCCAGCCCCUCACAGUGCACACUCACACACCAUUCACUCACACAUGCACACCUAUGGGCAAUUCGUACACUGCCUUGUGAGUUUCAAAUAUGUAUAUAAGUGUUAAUUUUUACUCAUAUAGAGAAUAUACUAUAUUACACUAAUCGUUCACAUAGAAAAGCACAAUUCAAUUUUUAUGACAUUAUUUUAUUUAGAUUUUUGUUGAUAAUCACAGUAAAAUAAAACCUUUUUUCAGCAAUUUCAAUAAUUUUGCUACGUGUAGUAAUUCAUAUACUUGCUUUAAGUUCCAUAAGGAGAAAAGAGGACAAGUAUAGACAUGAAUACAAAAUACAUUAAAACUUUAACAGGUUUCAGAUGUUCCAGAAAAUAUAUGUUGUUGUAAUUUACAUAUUAUUUUCCAUUUCCAAUAUUAUUUUUCCAUAUGCAUCAUGUGUAUAUCUCAUAUGCAUACAGUACAUUGUAUUUAUUGCAUUUCCUGUGACUUCCAAAGAAGUUUGACUUUAUAGAAGUUUUGCUCUCUAUAUACAGUAUAGAAAUAAUGGAUUCCAUUGGGAGCUCUAAAUGUUAACCUUUAUUGUACUUGAACUUUUAAAACCUUUAAAAUCAGAGUCACAGUUCACCUUUUUGACAAAAUACACCUGCACGUUCUAGGAAUUUGUCUUAGCUGUAUACCUCCCAGACAACAUAAACGAAAAUGAAGAACAACAAACACAACAUAAACGAAAAUGAAUAACAACAAACAAACAAAUAAAUACUACAUAUUUAAGUUUGAGUAAUGAGCAAUAGUGCAAAUGGAAAUAAAAAUGCCAGGGGUGUCAGUCUACAUUCAUCUCCACAGACGUUUUCUGUAAUUAAAUUUAGUUGAAAUUUGGAAAAAAAAAGGUUAUGAAAAUCUACCAAAAAAGCUGUAUCAUAUUUAAUUUCUAUUACUACACGAUUCUUUCAAAGCAAAUCACAUAAAUUUACCAAGAUUUACCUGUCUGCCAUUUGAGCAGCAAUAAACAAUACAUUUCUGAAGAAUCAAAUUUCAUUUUGUUAAAAAAAAUCCAUUCUUAAAUGAAGCUUAAACAGGGCUUGCAAAUGUGAGUGUUUUUAGGGACUCACUGGGCUAGUUAAUAACCAUAGAAGUGCAAUUGUCCAGCUUAUAUUUUAAUUAAACAUAAUGUACAAAAUGUGCCGUACAAUUCUCUCUGAGCAAGGGGAAUUAAUAAAAAAAUCACAGUAGGUGACACAGGGCUGGCAUUUUGUGGCAAAGCUGAUUUUGUCAGUAUUGCUUUGAAGAGGACGGUCCCUGAAGUGUGAAGGUACGCACCUGAAAUCAAAAGCUCGGUGGGAACUUCCUUCAAACAGGCAUCAGGAACAAACAGCAGUAGAUUUUAUUGUAUCAGGCAUGCGAGUCACUAUAUGCUGAAUUAAUCUGUUCGUCUGAUGUUGCCAUGCAGCAGAUCUGAAUGCAGUACACGUAAAUCUCACCGAUGUCGACUGCAUGCAAAUACUAUGUAUAUCACAGAUGCAUAUCACUUCUUAUAUUUUAGGUAGAGCCAUUAUGCCCAACAGCUAAAAUUCAUAUUGGAGAGUUUGGAAGCAGGCACCUUUGCAGAAAAUUAAUUAAUUAAUUAAUUGUCUACCUUAAUUUUAUGGCUCUUUGUCAGAAUUCAUUUAAAAUCGGUCACCUCCUCACCGGUUCCUGAAGCCAGGUCCUCCCCUUCAGCAGAUUCUUAACAAGGUUUCCUGUCAGCGCCGAUAAAAUGCUUUAGAAUCGUCUGCCCGUGCAGUCGCCUAAAAACUUAAUUUAAGCUUCAGUGCCUCAAGAUGUUUUCCUUCAAAAUACAUAAAAUGUAUAUGCAUUAAUAAACAGAUGCAAAUUUCCAAAA
Molecule: messenger RNA, 3390 nt
Organism: Brienomyrus brachyistius
Lineage: Eukaryota; Metazoa; Chordata; Actinopteri; Osteoglossiformes; Mormyridae
Gene: olfml3a
Product: olfactomedin-like 3a
Exons: 3
Coding region: 145-1317 (390 amino acids)
Biological process (GO): signal transduction
Source: RefSeq, a predicted model, not a curated record